This is a messenger RNA of Lycium barbarum (goji berry), 2469 nucleotides long. RefSeq names its product probable serine/threonine-protein kinase WNK4. The transcript is spliced from 8 exons. Gene Ontology annotation, molecular function: ATP binding; protein serine/threonine kinase activity. Gene Ontology annotation, cellular component: cytoplasm. NCBI's taxonomy places the organism in Eukaryota, Viridiplantae, Streptophyta, Magnoliopsida, Solanales, Solanaceae. The record is from RefSeq and is a predicted model, not a curated record. Gene Ontology annotation, biological process: protein phosphorylation; intracellular signal transduction. Bases 563 to 2281 code for a protein of 572 amino acids.
UAGGCCAAAAAAAAUCUCACAUUUUUUUUUUUCAUUUUUCCAACAAAAACUAAUUCAAGAAAAUCCAACCUGACCUUAUUGGUGGAACUUCUGUACCAGCACAUUUUUACUUGUGCUAUUCUGCUGUCAAAUCAACACACACUCACCUAUCACAUUUGUCUCAUUUCCAUAUUAAAUGGUUGCAAUCAAUUACAACUUCAACCUUCUGUUUGGUGUCUUCUUCGAAGCAUCAGAUUUAUUAUUAGAUACAGAGUACAAUGAACCGCUUUUACUGAGUCUUAAACUACAAAUUUUAGCUACCCACGUAACUCUAAGAUCCAUAAAUAAAUAAUUUAUAUCACCCUUUCCAAAAUUUCAACUUAUAACCAGUUUCUUGAUUUUUAAUAUGGAUAAGGGAAGAUUUUCAGAGAACUGCAAAAAUUCAGAUGAUGAUGAUCUUGGGUAUGUUGAAACUGACCCUACUGGUCGUUAUGGACGUCCUUAAAAUGGUUUUGAUGAUGGUAUUCGGGCUGUUCAGCUAUGGCUGGAACUUAUUUUGGAGGAAGUAUUGGGGAAAGGAGCAAUGAAAAAAGUGUAUAGGGCAAUUGAUGAGUUGCUAGGUAUGGAAGUGGCAUGGAGUCAAAUUAAACUUAAUGAUGUGCUUCAAUCACCAGAGGAUAUAGAGAGGCUUUAUUCUGAAGUUCAUCUGCUUAGCACCCUCAAUCAUCCUUCUAUCAUGAGAUUCUAUACUUCUUGGAUCGACGUCGAAAAGAGGACCUUUAAUUUCAUUACCGAGAUGUUCACUUCCGGUACUCUCCACGGAUAUAGAAAGAAAUAUCAGCGAGUAGAUAUUCGAGCUGUAAAGAUUUGGGCACGCCAAAUUCUGGAAGGUCUCGUUUAUUUACAUGAACAUGAUCCGCCAGUGAUCCAUCGAGACCUUAAAUGUGAUAACAUAUUUGUUAAUGGUCAUCUUGGACAAGUAAAGAUUGGGGACCUGGGGUUGGCAGCAAUUCUUCGUGGAUCACAUAGAGCACACAGUGUUAUAGGAACACCUGAGUUCAUGGCACCAGAAUUAUACGACGAGAACUAUAAUGAGCUUGUUGAUGUAUAUUCAUUUGGCAUGUGCAUGCUGGAGAUGCUUACUGGUGAAUAUCCAUAUAGUGAAUGUGUUAACCCCGCGCAAAUAUACAAGAAAGUGAUAUCUGGUAAGAGGCCAAGGGCAUUUUAUAAAGUCCAAGACUUGGAUGCACAAAGGUUUAUCCGGAAAUGCUUGGAGCCAGCAUCAAAGAGAUUAUCAGCUAAAGAACUAAUGCUUGAUCCGUUCCUCAUGUUUGAUGAUGUUGAUGGUGAGUCGGUUACAAUGAUGCGACUUCAAAAGCCUAUCUUGAAUGAUAAAAUUUCUAUUGAGGACCUCCACUUGAAUGACGAUGUUCCAAGGACUAAUAUGACCAUCACCGGGAAAUUGAACUCUGAAGAUGAUACCAUUUUCCUUAAAGUGCAGAUUGCAGAUAAAGAAGGUGAUGUUAGGAAUGUGUAUUUCCCAUUCGACACUCUGACCGACACUCCCGCGGAGGUUGCAAAUGAAAUGGUGAAGGAAUUAGAAAUUACAGAUUGGAAGCCAUGUGAAAUAGCUAAUAUGAUUGAUGGAGAAAUAUCUGGCCUGGUACCUCAAUGGAAGAAAUGGAAUCAGUUUGAAUCCGUUGAUUACCAUGUACUAGGCUAUAAGGAUGAUGAUAACGAUCGCCAUAACCCUUUCCAAGGUUUCUCUUCUUCUUCAUCUUCCCAAGUGUCGUUGUCAGGUGAUAUGUUUGAUGACACGAGCUCUCAAAGCUCGUCACACACUGCAAAUUAUUCCAACUUCAAUUAUUUCUCUGAUGAUGAGAAUGAUCGUGUGACAGCCUCUACAAGACAAAGUCAGCCAGCUAAUGCAAUUAGUCACCACACGUCCCGGUUCUGUCCCGAGGAAAACUCAAGCAUCGGGCACUCUUUGGGAAGAACAUGUUACAAACAAUGCAAAGGUAUGGUAGAAUUAGAAGGAAAAACUUCUUCCACUUCUAAAGGGAAGGGAAGACUAACUAGGAACAGGUCCUUAGUGGAUAUGCGAAGCCAAUUGUUGCACAAGUCAUUAGUGGAGGAAGUGCACAAGAGACGAAUGUUCAAGACAGUUGGUGCUGUGGAAAAUAUCGGGUUUCAACAACCUUACGAGGAUUUGAAGAGGAUCCCUCGAUCGAAGAAUUGUACGUAUACCAUGAAAUUGUCGAGUGAUGGUAAGGGACAAGGUCACAAACCAAGAAGACAUUGAUUUCUCUCCUCCAAAAUAUGUUUUUUCUUAAAUUCUAAGGUACGAGUAUAUAUCUAUACAUAUCUUAGUUUUAAGCAGAUCCGAGUUUUGAAUUAGGCAGCUGAUGUAAAUGACAAUAAAAGUGGUUGUUCGAAUGUUGUACAUUUGUACAUUAAAGCAAUGCAACAAUAAACACCCUCUUGCGUUUA